AUGUACCAAAUUACAAUAAUCGCAAAUAUAUAAAUAUAGGAAAAUUCAAUUUACUUGUUGUAUCUUUUACUAUUAAUCACUCAAAAUUCAAUGAAUAAAGACACAUAUAGGAAACUACACGAGUCUAAUUACCUCUGUAUCGAUUGGAGGUUCCAUAAGUUCAGCUUUUGUCAAUAUGCAGGUCUUCCAAAACAGCAAGAAGGUCGGCAAUGGCAUGUGACCUUUUUUCUUUUUCUUAAUAAAAUAUGAAGCUCACAACUUGCUCAUAUCUCAUCACCAUCAACAGCCAUGCAACUCCAUAUUCCAAAACAACUAAACUACUACUUCUUCUUCACGUAGCCAGUCAAAUCUUUUCUUGCUAACUGUGCUUACCUUCUUCUUCAAGUACGACGUACCCAACUCUUUCAUUUCUCCUUAUAUAUCUUGAAUAAAAGCAUAUUGCUUUCAAGAAUUUAAACAUGAAGAGGCAAAGGAAUGUGGAACCUCAAACUAGAGCUUCAAAAGCUAUGGCGAAGAAGAAAGGCAAGAGGGUUGUUGAGGAGCUGGAAGAGGAAAGGAAGAAUGGGGCCUGCGGAGGUGGAGAACCGAGUACAGGAGUGGUGGAGAGUUGUCUGAAUUGGGAGGAGUUGGCGUGGUUAAGGCGGGGUGUUGUGGAUGAGCAAAUGUCGUGGGGGUCAAUUUGGUUGCCGUUUUGGGAUGUGGAGUACAUGGGUGAGGCUUGCAGUGAAAUGUUUAGUGAUGUGGUUUGGGAUUAUGAUAUUUGGAACUUGAAGAGCAUUCAGCAGGUACCGAAUCCAUAACAGGCUUUGUUUGAUACAGUAGGAUUAAUCCAUAAUUGUUCUACUUCUUUUAUUAAUUAGGCUCUUAAAUUCUUUUAGUUAAUAAGAUUUGACUUGAUUUAGAACUUGCAAUCUUUUAGCUCUGAUGAGAGACUGAUUUUUGUACUGGGGCUACUAUUAAUAAAAAAAGAAACUGCAACAGCCAAAUUCACAAACA
Messenger RNA from Jatropha curcas, 996 nucleotides. RefSeq lists its product as uncharacterized. The record is from RefSeq and is a predicted model, not a curated record. NCBI's taxonomy places the organism in Eukaryota, Viridiplantae, Streptophyta, Magnoliopsida, Malpighiales, Euphorbiaceae.